AUGAAUACCAAAACUAUUUUAAUGAAUAUUUCCUUUUGUGCGAGCUAAUAUAUGAAAACUUCCUUUCAAGCCUGCUCUCAUGUAGUUUUUCAUGCAAUGGAUUACAUUAAUCCCUUAGCUUUUAGCAACGAGAGAGCCGUAGGGUACUUUACCCGAAAUUCUAGCUUCUGUUAAAAGAAAAAGAAAAAUUAUAACCCUUCAUCAAAUAUUGACUUAUCAUUGAAACAAAGAUGACAAUAUACUUCGAUUACAAUUUCAAACUGAUCACAGCUCGUUGACCUUUGCAAACGCACAUCAUAUGGGUAGAAACGUUAAGAUAAACAUGUAGGAACUUUAGGUGAACUGGUGGAGUGACCCUAAUUAAGGCGACCCGCCACUCACUGCCUUCUUGUGACCUCCAAUCCCCCCACCGCCUCCAAAUCCACCGCCGCCUCCAAACCCGCCACCAUUGCCGAAGCCACCGCCAGCUCCCCCGCCAUAUCCGCCACCCAACCCUGCACCUCCUCCAACACCGCCACCUGCGCCACCGCCAUAACCACCACCGGCACCAGCGCCAACGCCGCCACCUACGCCGCCCCCAUAGCCACCACCAGCACCACCUCCAUGCCCACCACCUACACCGCCUCCAUAGCCGCCACCAGCACCACCUCCAUGUCCGCCACCGGCACCACCACCAUACCCGCCACCGGCACCACCCCCAUGCCCACCGCCUGCACCACCUCCAUACCCGCCACCGGCACCACUGCCGUGUCCACCACCAGCGCCGCCUCCAUACCCACCGCCAGCGCCGCCUCCAUGGCCACCACCUAUCCCGCCUCCAUACCCACCGCCAGCGCCGCCUCCAUGGCCACUACCUAUCCCGCCUCCGUAA
Messenger RNA from Spirodela intermedia, 871 nucleotides. Lineage: Eukaryota; Viridiplantae; Streptophyta; Magnoliopsida; Alismatales; Araceae. The record is from the annotation of a GenBank genome assembly.